Penicillium argentinense is the source of this 891-nucleotide messenger RNA. RefSeq names its product sulfotransferase family protein. Lineage: Eukaryota; Fungi; Ascomycota; Eurotiomycetes; Eurotiales; Aspergillaceae. Bases 1 to 891 code for a protein of 296 amino acids. The record is from RefSeq and is a predicted model, not a curated record. The transcript is spliced from 4 exons.
AUGUCACGAGAAGUCGAUCGACUCCCAGAGCCCAAGGAGAUUCGGCGGAAGAAAGUGAUUGUCGCGAGCCCAAGUCGGUCUGGCACGCUAGGGCUUUAUGCAGCAAUGAAAAUCCUGGGCUAUCGCCCUUACCAUCUAUACGAAUGUGUCUGUGUCCAAGGCUCGACACACAUCAAGAUCUUCAGAGAGGCCAUAAUAGCGCAGUAUAACUGGCUUUCUGGAGUAAAGAGGUUGAGGAAGCCCGAUUGUGAGAAGUGGUUGGCAGAUUAUGAUUGUAUCAUUGAAGUACCCAGUUAUCUCGGCAUGGAUGUCAUUCAAUCCUAUAUUGAUGAUCCCGAAGUCAAGUUCAUUCUCACUGAAAGAAACCCGAAAAACUGGGCUCUGUCAUUCAACAAUACCGCGGCCAAGGUGGCCGCUUUAGCUACCACCUUCCCUGUGAGUAUUUUGAAGUACUUCCACGCCGACCUUUAUCACUUUUUCGACGUGAAUGUGUUGGUAUACCGGGCGUUGUCGAGCAAUACGAAGCCUGGCGAUGCCGAAAAUGAAGAAAUGCUCUGCGAAUAUUAUUCUGAGUACAUCAAAAAGGCAAAGGCGACCAUCCCAGAUGACCGACUCCUUCUGAUCAAGUUGGAGGAUGAGGAUGGGAUUGAUUGGGACACUAUUUGUCCUUUCCUCGGUCUCCCAGUUCCCAAGGAAGACUACCCCGACCGUCAUUUUCCUGAGAAAUUCGCGGCAUUGCUUCAGGAAUUCUUGCAGCCGAGGGUCAAAGCGGCCAUGUUUAGGUGUGUUCUCCUUACUGUGUCUUUGUUGGGGGCGACUGGGUGGGCGAUGGUGAAGUAUGGGCCAUCUCUUCUCCCAGCAUUGCCCAGAUUCAUGUUCUCGCCCCCUUGA